Salvia miltiorrhiza (redroot sage) is the source of this 1273-nucleotide messenger RNA. Its product is annotated as protein THYLAKOID FORMATION1, chloroplastic-like. The record is from RefSeq and is a predicted model, not a curated record. Lineage: Eukaryota; Viridiplantae; Streptophyta; Magnoliopsida; Lamiales; Lamiaceae. The transcript has 5 exons. Bases 176 to 1057 code for a protein of 293 amino acids. Gene Ontology annotation, biological process: protein import into chloroplast thylakoid membrane; photosynthesis; thylakoid membrane organization. Gene Ontology annotation, cellular component: chloroplast thylakoid.
ACACCACCACCACACAAAACAUGAACCAGCUGGAGUGAGAAGGUCAGCCUCACACAACGAUGGAUCCACGUGUCGGAAUCCAAUUGGACGACCCCUGACACCCCAAAUCUAAAAAAGGAAAUCGGAAACGGAAAACCGUUUCCCCCCUUUCCCCAUUCCUCGGCGAGAAUCAACAAUGGCGGCCGUGGCGUCGGUGUCGUUUGCUUCAAUAGCUCAGUCAGCCCACCGCAAGUUCUCGCUUCCACCUUCUCACGGAUGUCUGGUGUCGAAUUUCACCGCGCUCAAGCUCCGCUCGCCCCGUGGUUCCUGCAACUUCCGGAGCCGGAGCGUGCGCACCGCCGUGGCGGUUAACUGCGCGUCCGCCGCCGCAGACCCUCCUACAGUCGCUGAGACAAAGUUGAAUUUCUUGAAGGCAUAUAAGAGACCAAUUCCGAGUAUAUAUAAUACAGUAUUACAAGAGCUGAUUGUACAGCAGCACUUGACGAGGUACAAGAAGUCAUACCAGUAUGAUCCGGUGUUUGCCCUUGGUUUCGUUACCGUGUAUGAUCAACUCAUGGAGGGAUACCCGAGUGAUGAAGAUAGAGAGGCCAUUUUCAAAGCUUAUGUUGAGGCUCUAAAUGAGGAUCCUGUUCAAUACAGGGCUGAUGCCCAGAAGGUAGAAGAAUGGGCCCGUUCUCAAUCUGCCACCACUUUAGUUGAUUUUGCAUCUCGAGAAGGAGAAGUUGAGAACGUCUUAAAGGACAUCUCAGAAAGAGCAGGGAGCAAGGGAAAUUUCAGCUACAGUCGGUUCUUUGCUGUCGGUCUCUUCCGCCUGCUUGAGUUAUCAAAUGCAACUGAGCCAACAAUCUUAGACAAGCUUUGCGCUGCUCUAAAUAUAGACAAGAAAAGUGUUGAUCGCGACCUUGAUGUCUACCGCAAUCUGCUUUCUAAGCUGGUUCAAGCCAAAGAGUUGUUGAGGGAAUACGUCGACAGAGAGAAGAAGAAAAUAGAAGAAAGGGCAGCAACUCAAAAGGCGAACGAGGCUGUCAAAAAACUGGUUGGAGGAGUACCAAUCUGAUAACGAUGCAUUUCGACUUCUGCAUCAUCCUAGGUACCUCUUGAUGUUGAACUGUUGUUUAAUUAAUUGAGAAUGGUUUCUCCAAAGUUGAUGCAGAUUGUAUGAUAGAGCUUGCUGUAAAGUAGAAAGAGUUGAGUGCUUAAGAAAUAGCUCAAAGAGUUGACAAUCUGUUAUUGAAAUUAAUGUAAUUUUUGUUCAUAAUGUUCUUUGAUAGUA